AUGUCUGUACCUGCUUCUCGCUCCGGUGGCAAUGCCCAGUACGACUACCUGUGUAAAUUACUCUUGAUUGGAGAUAGUGGAGUGGGAAAGAGUUGUUUAUUACUUAGAUUUAGCGAUGAUACUUUUACUACAAAUUUCAUAACGACUAUCGGUAUUGAUUUCAAAAUCCGUACCAUUGAAUUGGAUGGAAAACGAGUAAAACUUCAAAUUUGGGAUACUGCUGGACAAGAACGAUUCCGUACGAUCACAACUGCCUAUUACCGAGGCGCUAUGGGUAUCAUGCUCACCUAUGACGUAACUGAUGAACAGUCGUUUUUAAACAUUAGAAACUGGAUGAAAAAUAUUGAAGAACAUGCUGCCGAUAAUGUCAAUAAGAUGUUGAUCGGAAAUAAGUGUGAUUUAAUUGAAAAGAGAGUUGUAGAAGUAGAACGAGGACAACAACUUGCCAAGAGUUAUGGCAUACCUUUUAUGGAGACAAGUGCAAAGAAUAAUAUUAACGUAGAGGAGGCUUUCUUCACUAUUGCUAGAGAAAUUAAAUCUAGAUUAAUAGAUUCUGGAGAGGUCGAUCCUGAGGAAACUAAAGCACAAGAUAGAGAGCCAGGAAGUACUGAAAAGAAGGAUCCUAAUGCAAACAAAACAUCAACAGGUGGAACCAAUGGUACUGUCAAGAUUGAUUCCCAAGGCACUGGCGAGUCAGAUAAGAAGAAGAAAAAGAGCUGGUGCUCAAUUUUGUGA
Molecule: messenger RNA, 735 nt
Organism: Naegleria fowleri
Lineage: Eukaryota; Heterolobosea; Eutetramitea; Acrasida; Naegleriidae
Exons: 3
Coding region: 1-735 (244 amino acids)
Molecular function (GO): GTPase activity; GTP binding
Source: RefSeq, a predicted model, not a curated record